Messenger RNA from Helianthus annuus (common sunflower), 708 nucleotides. RefSeq names its product zinc finger BED domain-containing protein RICESLEEPER 3-like. The coding region runs from base 1 to 708 and encodes 235 amino acids. Gene Ontology annotation, molecular function: DNA binding. NCBI's taxonomy places the organism in Eukaryota, Viridiplantae, Streptophyta, Magnoliopsida, Asterales, Asteraceae. The transcript has 2 exons. The record is from RefSeq and is a predicted model, not a curated record.
AUGGAUAUGGAAGGAGAGGGAAUUAUAGGGUGUGAUGGUUCUAAUACACAAACACAUGCUGAUAGUAAUCAACCUAUGCAAGAAGAUCAGCAAACAAACACAAAUCAGUCUCAAGAACAAGAUCAACAUACUCAUGAAGGUGCUAAAGAAACGGUUGAUAGAAAAAGGAAAUUAACUUCACCGGCAUGGGAGCAUUUCAAAAAGAUAAAGGUGAAUGGUGAGGAAAAGGCGGAGUGCAAUUAUUGUAACACCAAAUUAGGAGCAAAGAGCAAAAAUGGGACAAAACAUUUACUUUUUCAUAUGGAGAAAUGUCCGAAACGAAAGAAUAAAGAUAUGCGCCAACAAGUUUUAUCAAUGAAUCAAGUAAAGUCAUCAGGACAUUCGGAUGUGUCUUGCUAUAAUUUUGAUGCUGAUCUGUCAAGAACAGAUCUCGCCGAGAUGGUAAUUAUUCACGAGUAUCCGCUUGUUAUGGUUGAGCACCAUGGAUUUAGAAAAUUUGUGCACGGCCUCCAACCGUUUUUUAAGGUUCCAUCUGGAAAUACCCUCAAAAGUGAUGUAUUGAAGAUUUUUUAUCAUGAAAAAAAGAAGACAAUGAGGAUCUUGGAGAAAAAUGCUAGUAGAAUUGCAAUUACUACAGACAUGUGGACAUCAAGCAAUCAAAAGAAAGGUUUUAUGGCCAUUACUUCUCAUUUCAUCGAUGAUAACUAG